Molecule: messenger RNA, 939 nt
Organism: Tetrahymena thermophila SB210
Lineage: Eukaryota; Ciliophora; Oligohymenophorea; Hymenostomatida; Tetrahymenidae
Exons: 2
Source: RefSeq, a predicted model, not a curated record
AUGGUUUUUAGCUAAAACUGUCUUAAUGUUGGAGAAAUAUAUGAUUUUGUAUAAUAACAAUGCUUAAAAUGCGAUGAUCAUUGUAAUACAUGUAGUGGAUUAACUUAAAAUGAUUGUUUGACUUGCAUGAAUAACUAUUAUAGGUAAGGAGUUGAUAAUUCUUGUUAAGAAAAAUGUGUUUCAGGAACGUAUAUAAACCAAAAAACAAAUACGUGUGAAAUUUGCUCAGUUUUAGGUUGUGAUUAAUGUCUUUAAAAUUAAAGAUGUAUUAAAUGCACUGAAAAUUUGAAAUUAGAUGAAUAAUCUGGAUGUGUCUUGAAUGAUAAUACAUGCAGUUAAUAAUAGUACUAUUCCUUAUUUUUAAAAUAAUGCUUUUACUUAUGUAGCGAAAAUGAAAUAAAAGAUUAAAAUACAGUACUCUGCAUCCCUAUUUAGAAUUGCAACUAUUUCCAAGAAAUAUAAAAAAAUGAUUUGUUCUAAUCAGUAUCAGUAGAAACCUUUAUUGAUAAUGGAUUUCUAUUAAUAGGAGAAUCUUUAUGUUAGUUCUACCUAUACAAUUAAAAUCUUGAGACUGUUUAUUCAAAUUUAUUAGUUUAAAAUCCAUAAGACAAAACAGUUUUUUAUGGCUAAUAAAAUUUUUAUGAUAGAAAUGUAGGAGGAUGCUAAACAUAGCAAACAUUAAUUGGAUUUAAUUUUUUAACUUAUCAAAUAGAAUUCAAUAUAAAUAAUGAAUUGAAUACUUAAUAUAGUCUCUUCUAACUAGAUGCAGAGAAUCAUAUAAUUGUUUUACAGAAGAAUUAAGGAGGAUUUAUCUUUUUUGAUUAUUUAAAUAAUGAAGAGAUUCUCAUAGAAACAAAUAAUUUAUAUAUUUAUAACUUUUAGAGAAAGUUAAAGUGCAGUGCUUUAUUUUAGAAGAGAAAAUAAAAUAAUUAAAUUUGA